Centropristis striata (black sea bass) is the source of this 5688-nucleotide messenger RNA. RefSeq names its product scavenger receptor class B, member 2a (gene scarb2a). Gene Ontology annotation, cellular component: membrane; cytoplasm; lysosome. The record is from RefSeq and is a predicted model, not a curated record. Lineage: Eukaryota; Metazoa; Chordata; Actinopteri; Perciformes; Serranidae. The transcript is spliced from 13 exons. The coding region runs from base 416 to 2008 and encodes 530 amino acids. Gene Ontology annotation, molecular function: scavenger receptor activity. Gene Ontology annotation, biological process: receptor-mediated endocytosis; protein targeting to lysosome.
CAUUAAUGCGUAGAGGAAGGGGAGGAGGUGGACAGCUCUUCUUCUACGAUGUGCUGAGAGCUGCUGUUUCAUUUCACCACCGCCUCAGAGCAGCUCAGUCCUCCCUCUCUCUCUCUCUAUCCCUCUCUCUUUUAAGUGUUAUAUCUCGGAUUUUGAUGAAAAGUGCCAACAUUUUUCAAUCUUUUUGUACCCCCAGCCUCGCCGGGAAGACCACUCCACAGGGCGGCGGAGAGAGAAGUUUAAAGCCCAGCUGCUGCUGCUGCUGCUCAGGACACGGCGGAUCAGAGAUCGCACCAUCCCAUACAUCGCUAUAUUUAGUGUAAUUUUUAUUUUUUUGGGAAGUUAUCAUCGACUUCAGUGAAGUUUUUUAAAAAUAUCUGCCCCGAGAGGACAGCACAUCCGCCCCGGCAUCAUCAUGACUCGGAGAUCCUGUGCCAUUUACGCCACCGGUAUCGUGUGCGCUCACCUCCUGAUAGUGGGGAUCGCCCUGGUCGUGGCUCAAGUCUUCCAAACAAUGAUCCACAGCCGGUUAAAAAAGGAAAUUACUCUGACAGAGAAGAGUCAAGUGUUUGAAUCAUGGAAGAAUCCACCUCCGCCUGUUUACAUGGAGUAUUACUUCUUCAAUGUGACCAAUCCAGAGGUGUUCUUGGCAGGCGGGAAGGCAGCUUUGCAACAGAUCGGACCUUAUACUUACAGGGAAUACAGGCCGCGGGAGAACGUAACUUUCCUGGAGAACGGCACCAAGCUUUACGCCCUGAACCCCAAAACUUUUGUGUUCGUGCCCGAGAAGUCAGCCGGUAACCCCGAGGUCGACCUCAUCAGGACUGUCAACAUCCCAUUUGUGGCGAUCAUGAGCGAGCUGAAUUCCUACUCCUUCUUCCUGCGAACUUUGGUUUCAAUGUACGUGAACAGCCUGGGCGUGGACGUGUUCAUGACCCGUACUGUCCACGAGGUCCUGUGGGGCUUCAAGGACCCUCUUCUCACGAAGGUCCACUCCAUGAAGCCCGAGGUGGACGAGUAUUUUGGGCUGAUGUGGAAGAAAAACGGCACCCAUGAAGGAGAGUUUGUGUUCCACACCGGUGAGGAGAACUACUUGGAUUACGGCAAGAUCGACACUUGGAACGGCCUGAGGGAGAUGUCAUGGUGGUCUUCCAAUCAGAGCAACAUGAUCAACGGUACAGACGGCGCCGUCUUCCACCCUCUGAUAAACAGGAACGAGCUGCUCUACAUCUUCGCUGCUGAUCUCUGCAGGUCCAUCCAUUUAGGUUACGUUGAAGACGUGGAGGUGAAAGGCAUCCAGGCCUACCGCUUCGCUCCUCCUAGCGACGUGCUCAUGAACCCUAAAGACAACCCCACCAACGCAGGCUUCUGUGUGCCAGCUGGAGACUGUCUCGGCACCGGGGUGCUUAAAGUCAGCGUUUGUCGAGAAGGUGCUCCCAUCGUGGUGUCUUUCCCCCACUUUUAUCAAGCCGACCCCAAGUACAUCAACGCCGUCGAGGGGCUCAACCCCAACAAGGAGGAGCACGAGACGUACCUCGACCUGCAACCGACCACAGGAGUUCCCAUCCGUGCCUGCAAGAGAGCUCAGCUCAAUAUCAUCCUGAAAAGAAUCCAAGGCUUCCCCAAAACCAAGUUCAUCAACGAGACCAUUUUCCCCAUCAUGUUCGUCAACGAGACGGCGACCAUCGACGAUAAUUCUGCAUCCCAGAUGAGGACGCUGCUCCUUAUCGUGACUCUCGUGUCAAACUUCCCUUUGCUCAUCGUGGGCAUGGGCAUCAUCCUGCUGCUGGUGCUCGUCGUCUUGUUCUGCCGAAACCGCCAGAAGAAGAAUGAAGUAAAACGUAUUGAUUUUACUGAAGCUUUUCAUUCUUUUACUACGGUGAAGGACGACACGGCCUACAUUCAGGUCAGCGACAAACCCGACGAGCCGUCAGAAACGCCAGCUACCCAGCCAAUGAGGAACGGCUCCUACAUUGCCAUGUCUCCAGUGGAGGCGCAGAAGUGUUGAUCGAGGAUCCCCUCCCAAAGCGUGGAGCUCAGGAAGGGGGCUGAGGGAGCAGCACAGGGGUGUUACAUUACCAUGAGUGGGGGUUUGCAUACAUCGCAGGCUCAUUUUCACUUAUUCUACGGGGGUGGGGAGGAUUGGGAAAGGGGUGGGACACAAGCCCCGGUAAAUGUUUAGUCAACAAAGACAUUGCUCCUCUCACUGAGCCUUCUUAUGACUGUCUAUCCUCCUCUACUCUACCUGCUGAGCAUGGCCCUCACUGCCUGCCGUACUGCAACAACACAAACUCCCACACUCUCAUUCCUCGUUUCCGUCCUGGCCGGCCUUAAAAAAGAUGAAGGGACUCUCGGCCGGGACAAGCCUUUUUUCCGUAAUUCUUGUGAGGGAACACGGUAGCAUAGGUGUCGCUGUCGCACAUGGAUGCAUGAUCUUCCGAUUCUGCCGACGAAUACUGCUCAGAGUAUUCACCUGAACAACAGUGGGUGUUAUUACCAUCGUAUUCUUGCUCUUUUUUUUCCUCCUUCAAGCCAACAGAUUUUUUUGUUUUGUUCUUGUUUUUAAAAAGCCCCCCGUGACCUAAACCUUAGGACGAAACUCUGAGCGCUCAGAGGAUAAAAUGGUUUUUGUUAAUAAAACUGAACUUGGCAUAUCCUUUUUGUAAAAAAGAAAAAAAAGAAAGGAAAAAACACUGAGCCAAACUAUUUAUAGCAUUUUUGCCUUUUUUCCUAAGAUGAAUUAGUGCUCACACUUCCAGUAUCGGUUAGUGAAAGUGUGUGUGCACCUUUAUCUUUCACUUUAGUGUCCUGAUGAAAUAUGCAGGCACAGUGUAGUGACACCUGGAAUACUUGUGAUUUUUACCUACUUCCUCCUCCCCCUCCUUUCCAGAACACUAGUUAAAAUAUUCAGCGACCUUUUCCAAGUCAUCACUAGUGAAGGUGAUGACUUAGUUAGCUGUGAAAUUACUCAUAGCUUGAUAAAGUUGCACCUUUUGUUUAGGCUUCAUUACACAUUCAAAUCAAAAAAAGGAAAAACACCCACAGAACUUACAAGGGAGACUUGAACCUGCUUUCUGCCUUAUAAUGGUUCAGUGUGUUCUUUAUGUUCAUACAUUGUUGAAAUAAGCUGGAAAUCUCUUCUGUCGUUAUUGUACAUAUGUAAAAGGGGAAAUGUUGAGAUACCUCUGACCAAAAUCCAGCAAGCAGUCCUACUAGGUGUGCUGAAAGACACUAACUUUGCUCUGGUGUUGACCGCUCCUGCACGUCUACACUGUUACUUAUUAGAGAAAGCACAAUUUGGAUUGCUAAAACCAGUCCUCACACAAGGCUACCAGGUUUUUUGUCCUCUUAUUAUGAAAUAUAUUUACAGCUGAUCUGUCAAAGACACUGUUAAAGUGCCGUGACUAUUAAAUAGAGAAAAAAAAGUGGAAUCAUUGGGGGUUUUAGAGGGAGCCUUGUGCACCACUCGCCGCUGUGCAGUCAUUCAGUUUGCCAAGGAGCUGUAGGCAUUCAGGCAACAACGCGGCACACAGCACUUGAAUCACUGUUUGUCUUAUGUUUCAUGUGUUUUCAUUUUUCUGUCCGCCACACUUUGUCUCGUCACGUCAGCCGUAGUUGCUCAUGGGAAGUGAAUUUAAGGCCAUAAUACUGUCAACGUGGAAAAAGAUUCCCUGCACUUUGCCUGGAACAUGUGCCCUGUUUAUUUUCAUUGUUGUUGUUAUUUGUCCUGUUUAUUUCAAUGCAGGUGGUCCAUUUGUUCAAUACAUUUCAAUGGUUUGUCCUCGCUAGUAUUGGUUAUGAAGGAUGUGGAGAAACACACAUCCUUGCCUCUGUGUUACUUGCUUUUCAGCACAUGGAGUGUCUUCUUUUGAUAUACUUUUGUAUUUGUUAUUGCUGCUAAAAAAAAAAAAAAUGCCAUAACCUAUGGACUUGUAUUUGUACACGCGUGUACACGACGUGCUCGUAUUCUGCUUCAGGUCGACCCACAGAGACUUUCUGUGUCGCCAACCCAUUUUUUAACACCCGAGCACAAGAUACAAAGCCCAAAGCUUGCUGCCAUUUAUUGAAAUUAGCAGUUACAGUUAUCACUAGCAACACUUUUGUAAAAUUAUCACACUUAAUCACUCAUUCGUCUUAUUAGCAGGUGAUCAUAUCACAUGUAUCUUUGACGUUUAGUAUAGGAGGUGUAAACUUAACAAUUCUCUGGAGGCGGACCUAAAAAAGGGCGAGCCGCUUCACUUGAGCUCGGUGUCUGAUCGAAGUCUGAUUCUGGGAUUAUUAACACUGUGGUGGAAAGUUUUCCUUUAAGGUUAAAUCAAGUCACUAAAGGCCUUUUUUAUUCCACCUACAUGCAAGCGACCGCCGCCUUGUGCAAACUCAUAGUCCAUUGAUAUCCACCUUUUAAAAACUUGAACCUUAGAGACCUUAAUCCCCUGGGUCGUGUGUGUGUGUGUUGCCUGUACAGCGUCUGUUCAAACACACACCUGAGCCAUCACUCCUCCACUGUCUGACUUCUACUACACCGACCUUUGACUCCAAUCCUUCAAGCCUAUUGGCUCAUCCCUGCUCGACCAAAGAUAACCCACAUAGAUCUGCCCCAGCACCGUGUUUACUCUCCUCUGUGAUAACGGUUGUGCCACAAAACCACCGCCUACCUUUUUUUUUUUUCUUUUUUUUUUUUUUCCCAAAUUGUGCCACCACUUAUGUGAAGUAUUUUGCAACAGUGUUGUGUGAGCGUGAACACAUGUAUGUGCCUUUUUACAUCAAGGCAAGAAAAAAAAGAAGAAUUUUCACAUGUUAGUUUGAUGGGUAUUGCUUUUUUUGUCACCUGGUGCAAGAGCAGACAAAAGUAAUCAAUGCUCUUUGUGAGCAGAUCUCAGUAUUAUGUAAGACAAAGCAAUACAGAGUUAUGUAAAAUAAAUUGUUUUGUAAGGGGCCACACGAUAUUUAUGUAACUUUUGUUUUGUUUUCUUUCCCCUGAAUUUGUGAUUUUUGUUAGUUGUAUAGAAGUAUUUCUUUUUUUUCUGUAGCGUGAUUUCGUUUUUAUUUUUUUUUGUAAGAUUCAACAUUUCAUUUUUGAUCAUUUCAAUUUUUUUCACACUGAAAAAUACAAAAAAGUGCAAAAAAGAUGGACCAGUAUGUGACUGGGAGCUGUCAAGAGACCUGUGAAAUGUCUGUAAGAGUGUUCAUGAAUGGUUUAAGAAAUUUGGGUGUUUGAGAUACUUUUGUGAGUAAAUUUGUGUUUGUGGAGCCGUUGCACCAUUUCUGUCAAACUGGAGUGAUUUUUUUACUGGAAGGCUGAUUAUCUUGAUGACUGAGUAAAGUAAAGCUUUGAUGCUGUGUAAUCUAUCUAGAUGAAUGACGCCCUCCUUCAGGGAUGAGCACUAGUGCCAUACCAUCCUUUAUUAUUAUUAUUUUCCUUAAUUUGCUCUUUGGUGUAACAACCGCAUCUCCCCAUUUCGAUGUUCUGAAGCCACUAACAGACGUUUCCUCUUGAGAUAUACUAAUUUGUUUUGCUGCUGAAAAUGACAAUCCUUCUUGUCAUGUGAGGUGCAAAAUGAAUUUGAAGUAAUAUCCAAUUUUUAGUUUUGAUAAUUUACACUGCACAGAUGUUUCUACAGUGCUUUUGUAAACAUUUAUAGUGUAUUUGCAAAAAAAUAAAAGUUGCAGUCAAGUGCAAAGAUCACA